UUUCUAUCAAAAAAAAAAACUGAUUUCGCAUAGUUUCACAGAACCACUCCUAGUCUCCAACCCUUUCCCUUUCCUUCUCUUUCUCUGGGUUUGGCAAAGCUUGUAAGAAUGGCUGAUGAAGUGAUUCUGUUGGACCAUGCAUAUAGUCCUCCUGCUGUCAGGGUCAGAAUUGCAUUGAAAGAAAAGGGCAUAGCCUUCGAGUCCAAACAAGAAGAUUUUUCGAAUAAGAGUUCAUUGCUCUUAGAAAUGAACCCGGUGCAUAAACAGAUCCCUGUCCUAAUUCACAACGGGAAGCCAAUUUGUGAAUCCCUCAUCAUUGUUGGAUACAUUGAUGAAGUCUGGAAUGAAAAAUCUCCUUUGCUGCCAACUGAUCCUCAUGACCGAGCUCACUCAAAGUUCUGGGCUGAUUAUAUAGACAAAAAGAUUUAUACCCUUGGAAGAGCAGUGUGGACAGCCAAGGGUGAAACCCAUGCAGCAGCAAAGAAAGAUCUCAUAAGCAGCCUCAAAAUAUUGGAAGCAGAGCUUGGAGACAAACCUUACUUUGGGGGAAAGACUUUUGGCAUCACAGAUAUUGCCCUUAUUCCCUAUUACAGCUGGUUUUAUACAUUGGAGAAGUUUGGAAACCUGGAGAUGAAUGAGGAGUGCCCAAAACUUGUUGCAUGGGGUGAAAGGUGCAUGCAGAGGGAGAGUGUGUCCACAACUCUGCAUAAUCAGUAUGAGACUUAUGACUUCAUUUUGGAGCUAAGGAAGAAGCUUGGAGUUGAGUGACCAGAAGCUUUGUGAUUUUCUCUGCGCAUCUCUUUUCCAUCUUCAUUCAAUGAAAAAAAAAAUAAAAUUGCAGGCUUGCAGGAUUAAGAAGAAUAAAUGUUAGUUCAAGAUAUGAGAGUGAUCCCCACCCUAGCUAGUUUUGAAGAUUCAGUUUGUGAUAACUUGUAUGGUUACUAUUAUAUUCAAAUAAACACACAGACGAUGUUUAAUAUAAUUUGCCCAGCACCAUGCUUUCAACUUUCAUCAAA
Molecule: messenger RNA, 1016 nt
Organism: Coffea arabica (coffee)
Lineage: Eukaryota; Viridiplantae; Streptophyta; Magnoliopsida; Gentianales; Rubiaceae
Product: probable glutathione S-transferase
Biological process (GO): glutathione metabolic process
Cellular component (GO): cytoplasm
Molecular function (GO): glutathione transferase activity
Source: RefSeq, a predicted model, not a curated record